GAGAACCCAGAUUUUGUCACUUUCCUCGUCGGGCCCCACAGAAUGUCCUUCGUUGUUCCUUUCAAAGCGAUUAAAAACCGUGCCUAUUUCGUCGGACCACACUUGAACUUUGUGAUACAGAAAGGCAACGGAUACUACUUCGACCGGCCUAUCCUUUCCCGUAUUCAUCCUGAAGAUUUCCACAUGGUUGCGGAUUUUCUCCUCACUGAUGAUUUCGGCCGUCGAGUCAUCGAGAAUGAGGACCAAAGGCGCGAAUUGAUCGAUGAGUGCCUUUCAGCUUGGGCAGUCGCGGAAGAGCUAGGCAUGUUAGAUUUGAUGGAGCAUAUCGCUAACAAACUGAGGAGAUCUUUGCCAUGGCCUUUAGAAGAGGCUCUGUCAGUCGCGGGUCUCGUCCACAAAAGAAAGGAUUCAUUCGAUCCUAUCCAAAACCGUCUGAAAGAUUUGCUCGCAGGGUACAUCGCUGAUAACUUCUGGGAGUAUAUUGGAAACCACUUGACGAGUUUAGUGCAAAAGUUCAAACAAUGCCCAGAGCUGGAGCAGAGAGUACUUGAGCACAGGGUUGAGAAGUUGGAAAUAAAGCAUAGCCAUCUUCGUGCCCUUUGCGAUUGA
Lindgomyces ingoldianus is the source of this 609-nucleotide messenger RNA. RefSeq lists its product as uncharacterized. NCBI's taxonomy places the organism in Eukaryota, Fungi, Ascomycota, Dothideomycetes, Pleosporales, Lindgomycetaceae. The transcript has a single exon. The record is from RefSeq and is a predicted model, not a curated record. The annotation marks the transcript as partial.